GGGCGGGGGUGGGGUGCGCGAGGGCUCGGGGAUGAGUUUGGUGGGGGGCUUCCCCCACCACCCCGUGGUGCACCAUGAGGGCUACCCCUUCGCCGCCGCAGCCGCCGCCGCCGCCGCCAGCCGCUGCGGCCACGAGGAGAACCCCUACUUCCACGGCUGGCUCAUCAGCAGCCACCCGGAGAUGUCGCCCCCCGACUACAGCAUGGCCCUGUCCUACAGCCCCGAGUACGCCAGCGGCGCGCCGGGCAUCGACCACUCCCACUACGGCGGGGGGCCGCCGGGCAGCGGGCCGCCCGGGCUCGGGGGGCCGCGGCCGGUGAAGCGCCGGGGCACGGCUAACCGCAAGGAGAGGCGCAGGACUCAGAGCAUCAACAGCGCCUUCGCCGAGCUGCGGGAGUGCAUCCCCAACGUGCCCGCCGACACCAAGCUGUCCAAGAUCAAAACCCUCCGCCUGGCCACCAGCUACAUCGCCUACCUCAUGGACCUGCUAGCCAAGGACGAUCAGAACGGGGAGGCGGAGGCCUUCAAGGCAGAGAUCAAGAAGACAGACGUGAAGGAGGAGAAGAGGAAGAAAGAGCUGAAUGAAAUAUUGAAAAGCACAGUUAGCAGCAACGAUAAGAAAACCAAAGGGAGGACUGGCUGGCCGCAACAUGUCUGGGCUUUGGAGCUCAAGCAGUGAGCGCCGCAAGACUGAAGAACUCAAGGAAAUCUCCUAGACUCAUUAGAGAGAUUUGAUCUGAGGACUUUUUGUAUUUGGAAUCAUCCAGUUUAUUUAUGUGCAAUUUCUCCCCCACCCCCCAAAAUGUGGAUAUUCGAAGAAAAGCAUUCCAUAUAUAUGAAGAGGAAACUCCAGCUUGGUAAGGGGUAAUGUCGUCUCAGUAGUUUCGUGAAUGUUAUUUCUCUGUUUGUAUAGAACACACGGGGAAAAAUAGAAAAGAAAGGGGGGAAAAGACUCCCUGGCAUUAGUGUGUAUGUGAAGUGUAUCUUUAAUACUUGGCCUUUUGGAUAUAAAUAUUCAUGGGAUUAUAAAAUUAUAUUUCAACAGAAACAGUUGCACCAAUGUUUCAGUUGGCUUGGUAUUUACUAUGGUAAUUUUGUUGUGGUCGUUCAGUAUUUGAAAAUGUUUUCAGCAGCUAUUUGUUAUGUGCACUUCCGUCCUUAAGGGGGGAAAAAGUGGAGUUUAAUUAAUAUUGAAGGUGUAAACGUUGUAAGUAUUCAAUAAAC
This is a messenger RNA of Mauremys reevesii (Reeves's turtle), 1224 nucleotides long. It is a transcript of the gene HAND2, whose product is annotated as heart and neural crest derivatives expressed 2. Gene Ontology annotation, biological process: regulation of transcription by RNA polymerase II; heart development. Gene Ontology annotation, molecular function: protein dimerization activity; DNA-binding transcription factor activity, RNA polymerase II-specific; RNA polymerase II transcription regulatory region sequence-specific DNA binding. The coding region runs from base 32 to 679 and encodes 215 amino acids. The transcript has 2 exons. Lineage: Eukaryota; Metazoa; Chordata; Testudines; Geoemydidae. The record is from RefSeq and is a predicted model, not a curated record.